UUGUUGUUUGUACAUAGUCACCUUGUGGGCCACAGCCUGAACUUUGCAUCGAUAUCGUCCUCUACUGACGUGUAAUUUAUGCACGGACCUCUUCUUGAUUUGUAGUGAGAAAUGUUCAAAAAUGAGGGCAGAAAGGCAGUUUGGCUUGCAACAAAAAGAAUUGCAGUAAAGUCGCGAUUCUACAGCAAUCGUGCAGCAGCAAACGGAGAUAUCGUCCAGAUUUCACGGUCCAACAUCUAUCGCUUUGGUGACCCAAACUUCGCGGUGCCGGUUUUCCGCGACGUUGAAUGGACUAUCGGCGAGGGUGAAAACUGGGCUGUAAUAGGGACAGGUUCGAAGCAAAAGACAGCUCUUUUGCAGACGCUCCUUGGUCACCUACGUAUAACUCCUCCUCCGCCUUUACCUGGAGGACUAUUUCCUUUCCUCUCCGACCCUCCACGCGACCCACACACCUGCGUCUCUCUCGUGUCAUUCGCUCAUCGAUCACGCGCAGCAGGUGGUGCCUUCUAUGACUACACUUCUCGGUACGGCGCAGUUAGAGAAGAGGACCGCAUAACCCUUCGGGAAAGUAUGUUCGGAGAGUACGACUUUCUGAACAUUCAGCCAAAAGGCGGCAGGGUGAAAACUCCCAUUGAAAUUGCACAGGACGAAAUCAAGAAGGGCAUAUUUGAGGACCUAACUUCUAAACUAGGUCUUUCCUCUCUGUUGGAUUUGCCUUUGAUUGCUUUAUCAAACGGGCAGACGCGUCGAGCACGCAUUGUGAAGGCUAUUUUGUCUGAACCAGAGCUCCUCGUACUCGACGAACCUUUGACUGGCCUCGACGUCAAUACCCGCCCAAUCUUGUUGAAUGUUCUUCGGUCACUUCAUGAGUCCCGCAGUCCACGUAUCAUCAUGGGCCUCAGGAUGCAAGACCCCGUUCCUGAUUGGAUUUCACACGUCGCUUUAGUGAUGGGCGAAACUAUCUUGACAGGCACCAAAGAUGAAAUGAUGUCCAAGCACGCAGAUCACCACGCAAAAGAAGCUGAGAGAAUGGCAAGCACCACUCAGUCCUAUCUGCAGCCUGGCCUUGAUCAUGGAAAGCCAGUAGUGGACAUGCAAAACGUAAACGUGUCAUAUGGCACACGCAAGGUGCUCAAAAAUAUCAAUUGGACGAUCCUCGAAGGCCAGCGUUGGCAUCUUCAAGGUGCAAAUGGUUCUGGAAAAACUACCCUUCUUUCGCUUCUGACAGGCGACCAUCCCCAGUCUUACACUCAGCGAGGUAGUUCGAACCUCGAGUUGUUCUCCCGACCUCGACAGCAUAUCCCUACUCCGCUCUUACGUUCACUCAUUGGCGUCGUUUCACCAGAACUUGCGAAUGCAUACCCAAGGCGCGCCGGUGUCAGUGUAUUCGACGUUGUAGGCACAGGCUUUGACGGUGGUUUUGUCCCGGGUGGACCAGACGGCGUCGGGAAAGGUCUAGAGGGCACGCUCAGCGACGAAGUCAGGAAAUGGAGAGUGAAACGCGUACGCGAGGUCCUUAACGGCCUCGGUCCGGCUUCCUGGGAGUCAGACGUCAAUAGUUUCGCCGCUGGCGACGAGCUGUUGGCACAGAACGAAACAUUUUCAAAACGCGAUUUCGUGGACCUCUCUGCAGGCGAGCAGAGUGUCGUUUUGCUGAUGCGGGCGCUUGUGAGUCACCCCCAACUUGUCUUGCUGGACGAAGUUUGGAGUGGUAUGGAUGAAAAUAUGGUGCGCGCUGCGAGGCGCUACCUUUGCGAGGGCGGUGUUGGAUCUGACCAAGCGGUUGUGGUUAUCAGCCACUGGGAGGAAGAGGUGCCGUGGACGGUACGAGAGGGUCUAAGGAGAUUUAAAUUAGAUGACGGGAAAGGACAAGAAUUGUAGAACUCUUCUCCGAAAAAACGACACGAGGAGGAAUAAGCAAAUUGCCC
This is a messenger RNA of Suillus clintonianus, 1928 nucleotides long. Its product is annotated as P-loop containing nucleoside triphosphate hydrolase protein. The record is from RefSeq and is a predicted model, not a curated record. Lineage: Eukaryota; Fungi; Basidiomycota; Agaricomycetes; Boletales; Suillaceae. Bases 112 to 1881 code for a protein of 589 amino acids. The transcript is spliced from 6 exons. Gene Ontology annotation, molecular function: ATP hydrolysis activity; ATP binding.